This is a messenger RNA of Cicer arietinum (chickpea), 3244 nucleotides long. Its product is annotated as alpha,alpha-trehalose-phosphate synthase [UDP-forming] 5. NCBI's taxonomy places the organism in Eukaryota, Viridiplantae, Streptophyta, Magnoliopsida, Fabales, Fabaceae. Gene Ontology annotation, molecular function: trehalose-phosphatase activity. Gene Ontology annotation, cellular component: cytosol. Gene Ontology annotation, biological process: trehalose biosynthetic process. The record is from RefSeq and is a predicted model, not a curated record.
UGGUUGAGGUUACUGUGGGUUGGUAAUAUUGUGAUGAGUGAGAGAGUGAGAGUGAGAGUGUGUUAUUGGAGAGAAAAAAUGAAGUUGUUUUGUUUGUAUAAAGACAUGCUAUUUGUCGUUGAUUGGGUGUAAAGAAUAUCAUCACUAUGAAGUGUAUGCAAAUACCCUUUCUGUUUUUGUAGACAAAAAGUAAAAGAAAAGUUAUUCUUAGUUGACACCAUUCAUCACUAAGCUGAGUGUUUGUGUGUCAUUUUGACGCAGAAAGAAGAAUCUUUAGUGUCUCUCUCAUUUCCUAACUAACCAUUCAUUCAAUUCAAGGGUAGGAAAUGCACACCUUCUGCUUCAUUUAACUUGUAAAUACUUUCUUCCUUUCUUCUUCCUUUUCUUCAUUCAAUUCUCACUGUUAUUAAUCUACAAUAUUUUCUCAAUUUGUUAUUAUUUCCGGACUGUGAGCAAUCAAUAUAAGCCUGCUUGAAGCAGAAAAAUGGUUUCAAGGUCAUAUUCCAAUUUGUUAGAUCUUACUUCAUGUGGCUCACCUUGUUUCAGUCGUGAGAAGAAAAGGCUUCCUAGAGUGGCAACUGUUGCUGGAGUACUGUCUGAAUUAGAUGAUGAAACCAGUAACAGUGUUGGUUCUGAUGCUCCCUCUUCUAUUUCUCAAGAGAGGAUGAUUAUUGUUGGUAACCAGCUUCCAUUAAAGGCACAAAGAAAAGAGAAUAAUGGUAUGUGGGAAUUCACCUGGGAUGAGGACUCACUUCUUUUACAGCUGAAAGAUGGUCUUGGUGAUGAUGUUGAAACAAUUUAUAUUGGUUGUCUUAAAGAAGAAAUUGAUCCGAGUGAACAAGAUGAUGUUGCUCAGUACUUGCUUGACAAUUUCAAAUGUGUGCCAACAUUUCUUCCACCUGAACUUUUCACUAAAUUCUAUCAUGGUUUUUGUAAACAACAUCUAUGGCCUUUGUUUCACUAUAUGCUUCCGCUUUCGCCUGAUCUUGGUGGUCGAUUCGAUCGAUCCCUUUGGCAGGCUUAUGUUUCUGUCAACAAGAUAUUUGCAGAUAAAGUUAUGGAAGUCAUUAGUCCUGAUGAUGACUUUGUUUGGGUUCAUGAUUACCACUUGAUGGUUCUUCCAACAUUUUUGAGAAAGAGGUUUAAUAGGGCUAGGCUAGGAUUCUUCCUCCAUAGUCCUUUUCCUUCUUCUGAGAUAUACCGAACACUUCCGGUUAGGGACGAACUUCUUAGAGCUCUUCUGAAUUCUGACCUUAUAGGGUUUCAUACUUUUGACUAUGCUAGGCAUUUCCUCUCGUGUUGUAGUAGAAUGCUAGGGAUUGCUUAUCAAUCAAAACGAGGCUAUAUCGGUCUCGAGUACUAUGGAAGAACCGUUAGCAUUAAGAUUCUUCCUGUUGGUAUUCAUAUAGGUCAGCUUGAAUCAGUCAUGAAUCUUCCUGAGACAGAAACCAAGGUUGCUGAGUUAAGAAACAAGUUCAAAGGUCAAACUGUGAUGCUUGGUGUGGAUGACAUGGAUAUCUUCAAAGGAAUCAGCUUAAAACUAUUGGCCAUGGAACAGUUGCUUCUACAACAUGCUGAUAAGAGGGGAAAAGUUGUUCUGGUACAAAUUGCGAACCCUGCUAGAGGUCGCGGAAAGGACGUUCAAGAAGUGCAGUGUGAAACUUAUGCAACUGUGAAAAGGGUUAAUGACACAUUUGGUAGGCCUGGAUACACACCUGUGAUAUUGAUCGAUACGCCACUUCAGAGUUACGAGCGAAUCGCUUAUUACGCAGUUGCAGAAUGUUGUCUUGUUACAGCAGUGAGAGAUGGAAUGAACCUUAUACCCUAUGAGUAUAUCAUUUGUAGACAAGGGAAUGAGAAGAUAGAUGAGAUUUUAGGAAUAAACUCAACUAUCCAAAAGAAGAGCAUGCUAGUGGUUUCUGAGUUCAUCGGGUGCUCCCCAUCCUUAAGCGGCGCAAUUCGGGUGAAUCCAUGGAAUAUUGAUGCUGUUGCCGAAGCUAUGGAUUCUGCCUUAAUGGUACCAGAGUCUGAAAAACAAAUGAGGCAUGAGAAGCAUUAUAGGUACGUUAGUACACAUGAUGUUGCAUAUUGGGCUCGUAGCUUCUUGCAGGAUCUUGAAAGGGCUUGUAGGGAUCAUCUGAGGAGAAGAUGUUGGGGAAUUGGUUUUGGUUUAGGAUUUCGAGUAAUCGCUUUGGAUCCAAACUUUAGAAAGCUGUCUGUGGAACAUAUUGUUUCGGCUUAUAAGAGGACGAAGCACCGAGCAAUUCUUUUGGAUUAUGAUAGUACAAUGGUGCAGCCUGGAUCAAUUAGUACAACACCUAAUGCUGAAGCUGUUUCCAUCUUGAACAGCUUGUGCAGUGACACCAAGAAUUGUGUUUUCAUUGUUAGUGGAAAGGAGAGAAAGACUCUUACUGAAUGGUUUUCUUCUUGUGAAAAGCUUGGACUUGCUGCAGAGCACGGCUAUUUUGUGAAGACAAGUCAUACUGCAGAAUGGGAAGCUUGUGUUUCUGUGCCUGAUUUUGACUGGAAACAGAUUGCUGAGCCAGUUAUGCAGUUAUAUUCAGAAACUACUGAUGGUUCUAACAUAGAGGCCAAAGAGAGUGCUCUUGUUUGGAAUUAUGAGUUUGCAGACCGAGAUUUCGGUUCAUGUCAAGCUAAGGAGCUUCUUGAUCAUCUGGAAAGUGUUCUCUCCAAUGAGCCUGUUUCAGUUAAAAGUGGCCCAAACAUUGUUGAAGUUAAACCUCAGGGUGUGAGCAAGGGUAUAGUAGCAGAACGUAUUCUAAUAACAAUGCAACAAAAGGGAGUGAUUCCAGAUUUUGUUCUAUGCAUUGGAGAUGAUAGAUCAGAUGAAGAUAUGUUUGGGGUAAUAACAAGUGCAAGGGCAUUACUAUCACCCAUUGCAGAUGUUUUUCCUUGCACUGUUGGUCAGAAACCAAGCAAGGCUAAAUAUUACUUGGAAGACACAAGUGAGAUUUUGAGGAUGUUGCAAGGUCUUGCCAAUGCCUCUGAGCAAACUGCUAGUAGAAAUUCUUCCCAGUUUUCUAUUCAUUAAGCUUUUCUAAUCUGUGUAGGAAACAUAUAUUAAUAUGUUAUUGGCUUAAUUGUAGUAUUUGUGAAUACUUGGUUGGUUAUAUUUUGUUGAAUUUCUUGAUCUAUUUUUAUUUUAUGGCUAACUUGCCUUCAUUGAUUAUAAGAUGUUAUCCAAUGUGCAAAGUUAUUAUAUCAUAUCCCAAUGUUGUUGCAA